UGCGUUUCUGGCGCUGUUAUGUUUCCCGCUGUUUAUUAAACUAGUGUUUGUUCCACGUGGUAAUUAAACUUUGUUUCGUGUCUUUUUUGUUUUUAAAUUGACUCCAGGAAGAACAGGGAACAUCGCACCAUGGACUCGGAGAUCUUGAACAUAGAGGAGAUCGUGAUGGGACGGGGCUUGCCGGAUCCACCACCCGAGGCUCCCCCGGAAAAGCCGGCAGAACCAUACAAACCCAUCACUCUGAAUGGACCUCCGGCUCCCUCGGUUCAUUCCUACCAGCAUGAAAACCUGCAGUGCUUCCAAUGCUUCAUCACGUUCUGCAGUGCAAAAGCCAAGGAGAGACACAUGAAGAAGAGCCACCGGGAGGAAUACAAGCAGCAGCUUCAGCAGGGAAACACAUUGUUCACAUGCUACGUGUGCAACUGCACAUUUCUGUCAUCUGAGGAACUGACGCAGCAUCAGCCAACACACAGCAAGGAUGACAAGCCCUUCAAAUGUGUUCACUGCAAAGAGAGCUUUAAAACGUUCUCUGAACUCAGAUCCCAUAGAAGACAGGUGUGUCCAGAGAAACAGAUGGUUUGUAAAGAUUGCAAUGAAACGUUCCGUAGUGCCGGACUGCUGCGUGCUCAUCGCCUGACCCAGCAUCCACACCCAGAUGUCGAGACUACAGAACAGCCAGAGGAUUCUACAAAAACUCAUCGCUGUAAGAAGUGCGGCCAGGGAUUUGAAGCUGAAUCAGAGCUGAUGGCACACCAGGAGAAAUACCCCGAAGGUCAGCAGUGCAACGGCAGCACUUCAUCUGUCAAGAAACGCGGACGGCCUGCCAAGGCCAAAGACCCGGCAGGUGCUGAGAAAAAGGGAAAGCGGAAAAAGAAAGAGGAAGCAGACAUUAACGAGGAGACCGUGAAGGCCGGCAGCACAUCAGACGCGAUGGCAACCCCAGCGGAAGAAAAAGGGAAAGCAGGCGGAGCAAAGCGUGGCCGUCCCUCGAAGGUGACAGCAAAGUCAGAAACGGAAGAUAAAACUCCCGAGGACGAGAGUCAGGCUUCAGCAAAGGAGAAGAAACCUAAAGCAGAGCCGACCCCACCCCGUCAGCACCCGUGCCCCGAGUGCGACCUCACAUUCCCCCGCUCGAUUCAGCUCUGCGCUUACAAGAAGAAGAAGCAUGCCCCACGGAAAGCCCACCCCUGCGAAGAAUGUGAAGAGAGCUUUGCCCGUCCAGAGCAGCUGGAUGCCCAUAUUUCCCGGGCGCACGCCAAUGGCCGAUUUGCCUGUCCGACCUGCGGGGAGAGCUUUGGCCGAGAGCGCACAUUGAAAGCUAAUCAGCAAAGCCACCCAGAGGAAAAGCAUGAAAACACAAGUGGAAAAAGAUGA
Messenger RNA from Maylandia zebra (zebra mbuna), 1374 nucleotides. RefSeq lists its product as uncharacterized. NCBI's taxonomy places the organism in Eukaryota, Metazoa, Chordata, Actinopteri, Cichliformes, Cichlidae. Gene Ontology annotation, biological process: regulation of gene expression. The record is from RefSeq and is a predicted model, not a curated record. Gene Ontology annotation, cellular component: nucleus.